UGAGAAAUGAUAGAGGAAAGAGAGAAAGGGUAUCGAGGAUCGAUUAAUCGGCCGAACAUCGCCCAUCCCGAGUCUGUUCCGUUAAGACGUUGCGGCGACGAAAUUCGAGAUCAAUAAAGAUUGCAGCGGCGGCGUCGCGCAUGACUGAAUUGUCUUACGAAUUGUAACAAUCUUGAGGUUAUGAUGACGACCGGGCCCAAGUUGAUUCCAGUUGAUUCCGCCUUUUAGCUCGCGCGAUCCGGUAUCAAACCGUAAGCUGCACGGUGACAGUCCUCGGGUGUGAGCCACAACGAUGUUCGAGGGGGCUAUAGCGGCAUUUUUAAACCGCCUGCUAGGCAGGUACGUGGAGGACUUGGACACGGAGCAAUUUAACGUCGGUAUUUUCUCCGGGGAUACGUGCCUCACCGAUCUGAAAUUGAAGCCGGAGGCUUUGUAUCAGCUGGGAUUACCUAUCAGAGUAGAAAUUGGCCUGAUAGGGAAAAUUAUUUUGAAGAUACCGUGGUCCGGACUCUUCUCGCAACCUAUUGUGAUAUGCAUAGAGGACAUAUACGCAGUAGCGGUACCUGCAUUAUCCGGCCCUUACGAUCCGGAGUUACAGAAACGUUUGAUAAGAGCGGAGAAAAAGAAGAUACUUGAGGAUCUGAAGGAAGAUGAGAUAUUUAGAGCUGGUCUACCUCCUCAAUUAUUUGACGGUUUAUUGGCGUCGGUCACAAAGAACUUCCAGAUCACUAUAAAUAAUGUACAUAUUAGAUACGAAGAGAAAAUCCUGCGCAACUUCCUCUGUGCCUGUGGUAUAUGUAUACAAAGUAUAUCGAUAACAACUACGAACAACAAGUGGAAGCCCGGGGUGUGCGCCACAAAUUCUCAGACCGUAUAUCAGCUUGUACGCGCGGAAUCGCUCAGUGUUUACAUGGACCACGACACUGAAUCCUGCAUAAAUGUUCCGUGUAAUUGGGACAUGCCUAAUCUGCUCGCAUGGAAGAGCGCGAUGCAUCGAGCUCUACAGACCUUCGGAAUGAAGAACAAGGAAUUUCAGUUCUUGUUGAAGCCUUUCACGGCCAAGAUCAAGGUGAUCAUACACAAAGGCACAGAGAUGCAAGCUUCUCGCAUGUUGGUCGAUAUUGUGCUUCAAGACGUGGCGAUGCAACUGUCGGAGGCGCAGUACGCCACGUUUUGUCACAUACACGACUCCUUGCUGCGCGCGGUCGUCAACAGGCCGCAUCUGAAAUUUCGUCCUGAGAAGAGCGUGUACGAGGAACCGUCGUCUUGGUGGAGAUACGCGUACAAUUCCAUUCUGAGUCACUAUAUCAAACCGUACACUUGGUCGCACGUAAUCGAGCACCGGAGGAAUUAUCGGAAGUACAAGGAGGCGUGUAUCCAAAGCUUGCAACGGCCGAACGAUACGGAAUUGAAAUUGGACCUGCAGAAAUACGAGGACAGCUUGACGAUAUUGAAUAUCGUUAUAGCGAGGGAACACGCCAGGCAAGAAUUGAGGAACAAGGAUAUCGAGCACGAGUGCCAAGUCAUCGCGGCAACGAGUCCAUCGAAAGACGUCGAAAGCGCGGAGAAUGUAUUAACGAAUAACGAUAAAGUACAGGACGCGGAUCACGAUAAGAGCGAAAGUGAAAAGUCGUCGAUAAAUGUAACCGAAAAUUCGUCCAGUUCCCGAGUGAAGUUGGAAAAAACACUGAAGCAGAUCGAUUAUAAAUUGAACUUUACCUUAGCAAAUUGUUGCCUCAGUCUUUUAAGUAAAGGCAAAGAGAUGCUGAUCGUGACAGUCGCGCAAUUUCUGACGAGCAUAGAGGCACGGCCUACGUUGCUGGCUUUCAAGAUAUCCGCUCGCGCUGAAAGUUUCGUGAUCGAAGCUAUAUCAACUGAUGGCGACUUGGUUCCUCUGAUCACGGUGGAUAACGUGUUAACAGGAAACGUGUCGACAUAUUUCUUGGCAAUAGAUUUUGAGAAGAAUGGUUUGAACGUGGAUCCCAUUUUCGAGAUCGCCAUAAAACUGGAAGCUAUCGAAGUGACCUAUCAUCAUUUCGCCAUGGUGGAAAUGGUAAACUUUUUCAAAUUUAACACCAGCUACAUUCACGACACUGUGCUCGGGUUGUACAAACUGUGGGGUUACACCAAGAGAAAAUAUCUGAGCUUCGUGGACGACAUUGUCUCGCAGACAUUGAGAAUCAGCUUCAAGAUAGACGUCAAGAGCCCGUACAUUAUAUUCCCCGAACACGGAUCGAUUCAAAAAGGAGGACACAUACUCGUCCUGGACUUCGGCAAUGUGACCUUGACGAAUGAGCUGCAAGCGGCGAAUUUGCAACUGGAAGAUGCUACGCUGAUGGAGCUGGAAGAAUUGCUCUACGAUAGGCUCAACAUGGUGGUUUCCGGCGCGCAGAUUUUGUUUUGCCAUUCAGGCGACGACUGGCGCUCGGCGAGGAAGCGCAGCGACUCGGAAUACCAUUUGCUGCCGAAGCUGCAAGCGAACGCGACGCUCUCGUACAGCAUUAAGCCGGAAUACCGUCAAUUACCGCAGACGAAGCUCAACGUGCACAUCUCCAACAUGAAGUUUAACCUGUCGGAAAGUAAGCUGAGUCUGAUGGCAUACUUCCUGAAUAAGUUGCUAUUGUCGUACCAGGACAACGUCGAGAACUACAAGGUCGCAUUGAGCGGUUCCGUUCUCGAGCGGAAAUCGAGUGUCGCUUUUACAUCGGCGAGAGAAUUGACGAGAGUGCAGUCGAGCGUGUGCCUACCGUCCGUGACGAUGGUGCACGGUGACUUCAAACCUGUCGUGAAGGAAGUCACGACCAACAAUGUGCCGAAGCUCGACAGAAGUGUCGUCUCCUCGGAGAUUAGCGAGGAGGACCUGGAACUCUUGUCGAAAACGAUUAAUUUGUCCGGAUUCGACGAUAACAUAUCACCGUGCAAUCACAUCAAUUUGUUGCUACGCUUCGCCAUAGGAGAGUUUUCCGUAAAUCUGGAGCACACGGUGGAGAACCGAGAGCAACCGUACUUGAAUCUGAGAUUGCACACCUUGUACUACGAGACGGCUAUGAUGGAGUACGGCGUCGCUGUUCAGUUCGGCAUCGGGUCCAUUCUCCUGGUCGAUAAGACGAACGCUGGCGUUACCGGCUCGUACUUAGAAUUAAUAUCCACCGAUCAAUCCUAUGAAGUUCUCGUGGUAUCGUACCGUAAGGUCAAGUCAAAUUGUCCCGACUUCAAGUCUCACUUCAAGAAUAUCGAACGCUCGCUGGUUGUGAAUCUGUUGAAUAUCAAUGUGAACUUUCAUAGAUCCGCGUUACUGAAGAUGAGAGACUACUGGCAUAAGUUUCAGACCAUUUGUCACGACACGAUUUUAUUCAAGUUCGCCGAGAAGGUGUGCAGUGACAUCAUGAAGCGAGAACAAAAAACCGACGACCCGCCUAUCCCUCCAGGUGCGAUCAAACUGAAUUAUUCUACCAGGCUCAGCUCAUUGGUUCUACGAUUCUGUGAUAAGGACAUUGAUUUGAUGGAGAUCAAGAUCUCAGGCUUAGAGAAUGAUUGCAUCUACAACGCGAACGAGAGAAUGGUGUUGCGCGUAUAUCUGCGAAGCAUGUUCGCUGAAGACUUAAACGACGACACGCUUUACUCCAAAAUUCUGACAACUGACGAGGACAAGGUUUUCGACCUGAAGUACGUGAGACACAUGCCAAGGCUGUACAAGUGUCCGGAUAUCGAUACAAAUCAGGACGACGUGAUGUCGGACGGCACCUUCAAGCUUUCCAUCGGACGGAUAAAUUGCGUCGUCAUUUCUAAAAUUUUGUAUGAUUUACAGAAUUUCAUAAUGCCGUUCGCUUCCGCGUACUACACGUGUUUCUUGAAUUAUCUGAGGAACAAGCUCGUCGGAGGCAUCGAGAUGUUCAAGAGAAGCGCGACGAAACUGCACAUUUUCAUCGAUAUACAAGGACCUACGUUUCUGCUACCUCAGAAAAAGGACGCCCCGAGUCUCCUGGUCUUCGAUACAGGUGUAUUGUCGGUCGAGAACUUCUUCAAGAGGAGCGGCCAAUCGGCGCAAUCGAUCAAAGCGUCCGCCAACGACGCUAAUCAAUUAACAAUCGACAAUAUUCUGGUGAAACUGAAAUCCAUGACCGUGUCCAGAGCGAUCAUGACUCUGACUCGUGACUUGGAGGUCCAGGAACCAAUCAUCGAGCCCAUACAGAUCCAGUUCGACAUCAAGAGAAAAACGGAGUAUCGCAGCAUCAUCGAACUGCAAACCUACGGCUUGUUCAACGUGCAGGGAGCGAUCGAUGUUGUGAAUAUAAAUUUGAGCCAGAGAGACCUGAAGUCUCUCAUGUCGGUGUGGCAGGAUAAUGUCUCCAAGAUCCUGUUGCUGAAAAAAGCCGGCGAGCACGAGGAUCGGACGUCAGCGCUGAACUGUCGGAAGAACGUCAAGCACGACGACGCCAUGGUGAAGAAGUUGGAGAACUUUUUGGCUCACAAUGAGACUGCCUUGUGCGAAGUGAAUGUUAAGCUCACGUUGGAGGGAGUGCAAUUGAAUUUGUUCUUGGACACGGAAGAGGUGUUGAGUUCUCCCGUGCGUGACUUGAAUCACGGUUUAUGUAAGCUGUGCUUCGGCGAGACCAUGAGCACUUGGGACUUUUACAGUGACAAGAGCUUGAAAAUGAAAUUAUCCCUGCAGAAUUGCUUGUUGCAAGACACUCGCAAGGACUCCGUCAGUGAGAGGAAGAUAAUACAGUCGCCGGCGAUAUCUCUAGAGAAGAAUUUAGAAUCCUGCAUUUCUGUGUCGAUGUCCCCCAUAGUCGAUGUCACGUAUAGCUGCACUCAGGCGGAGGAGAAGUGUCUCGACGUUCUUAUUCAGGAUAUACGAAUCAACUUAUCCGUUCCUUUCCUGAUGCAUCUGGGACGAUAUUUCCUGGAUUCUCUGCCGGGCGAGCAGAUCGAGAAGGGAAUCAUCAAUCACGGAUACGAUAAUAAUAAUCAGACGAACCGGAAUGCUUUAAACGCGGAAACUGACAAAUUAAAUCGCUCGCAGUAUUUUAAGGAGCAACCAGGUACUUCCGUGUCUAUCAGAAUACAGAAGCCGGAUAUCUUCCUGUUUGGCGAUCUGGAGAAGAGCAACAUUCACGUGAUACGUGUGCAGGCGGAAGUGUUUAUCGAGAGCAGCAGGCACAGCUGCUCCUCCUCGUUAGUUUGCACCCUGACCAAUGUCAAUGCCAAAACUAAAGGGCGGGGGAACUACGAGUCCCCGUGUUGGUUGUUACGUCCCUGUGAUAUAGAAAUCUGUAAGAAGAAGGAAUUGUCGAGCGGUAAUGAGGAAAUCACUGUCGCUACAAAUAGUAUUAAUAUACACCUGUCGGCGGAAGUGGUGCAUACUUUUAUGGAUAUAUUGAACGAAGCGUCGAUUUUUCUAAACAGCAUUAAUUUGAAAGCGGAUGACAGUAGCAACAAUCAAAAUGCAAACAUGCACAAUAAUCUCUGGGCACCGAGGAAAGUUUCUAGUAUACCGUAUAAGAAAACCGAAGAAGCCGACUCGGAGCUGUAUUGUCGCCGCAGUGAUCACGUAAUAUUCAAUUUGAAACCCGUCUUGGUGUGCCUGUUGCUGGAGAUGGAGUAUUCAGUGGGAAGGUUUCCGGUGAUGAAAAUGGAGACCGUUGUCACAACCACCGUCAAUGACUGGCACAACAGCUUUCAUCUCGAGUCCAAUGUGAAGCUUCACGCGUUCUGCUAUAAUAGAGCGCACCAGACCUGGGAGCCAUUCGUGGAAUUUUGUACGAAGGACGAUGUGAACUACAAACCAUGGGAGUUCACCAUUAAAACGUACCAAGGCGAAGCGAAUAUGAUCAGUUCCAAUUGGACUGAUCCUUAUCAUCACGUGAAGCAAGAUCCGAUGAAAAUGAAGAAGAAGGACACGAGGCACAACGGACAGGAUGCGGCAGAUAUGGUCUUCAUUGGGCCUGACGUGGACGUGAUUUCGUCCACGAGGAGCGAGCCUGAGACUUACGUUGCAUGCGAGGACGAGUCCGAUACAGAUGACGACGAGAGCAACAAGAAGCUGGCGAGGAUCUCGAAUUAUUUGUUCAACAGUAACAGCAGCGACGACGAAGAAGAAAGCGACGAUUCGGACGAUUCGAGUACGAACGAGGACGAGGGGCUGGAUUUCGUGCUAGAUUGCAAUGUCGAAUCUUGUCACCCCGCCGCACCAGAGAAGGCAAACCUCUCCACGCCGCAUAUUAUGCUGUAUACGGAGGACAAGAUUAACAUCACCAUCACGCAGAACAUGAUCGAAAUGUGGAACGCGAUCGCGAGCGCGUUCGCAUUAGCCAAGGGCGGGCUACCCUUCGUACCUGCUAACACGCGGGAAUUAACUGUGCUGAACGACAUAGGUCAUGCUAGUCGAAUAGAGCUGCUUGUCCAAGAGCAGGUGGAUGGGAACAGUGUCACGUGCGUCGUCGCUACGCACAACUUCCACGAUGGCAACUCGCCGACCAGCGUGCCCAGCAGUCCGGAAAAUGAAAUGCAGACGGAUCUUACGAGUCCUCAGUGGGUUGGCAAGGAAGUCCAUCUAGUCGUGCCGGAAUGCAAAACUUUUCCCAUGGACUCGCCGGUUCACAUCUACAAAUCGAUAACCGGCGAGUUGCUUCGCGUUGUCUUCGAAGGCUUCGAGGAUGUGUUGGUAUAUUGCCCGAAAAAAGAAACGCGCAGUCUCAUAUCACUUCGUCCCGUGAAGCACGAAGUUCGCUAUUACCUGGUGAUCGAGGCGUCGAUCAACAGCUAUCUGCACCGUACAAUUUGCGUGCGGUCUCCGUUGCAGUUCCGGAAUGAAACGUCAUACGCGCUGGGUCUCUAUUACAAGAAAGUGGUGAUAGACAAGUUGGGUAUGACGCCGGCCGGCGAAACUACAAAUCCCUUCGACGAUAACGUGAGAAUGGCGAUUAUUGAGCCCGAUUCGACUUACAAUAUUCCUCUAUACAUUGCUUAUCAUUGCUCGAUACAUGUCCUUCCUGCAUAUCUGGAGAAAUAUCAAGUCAGUGACGAUGGGAUUUAUUGGAAAGACUUGAGGGGUACAACAAAUGUAUUUAAAGACGUGUGCUGCGAAACGAAAGAUGACAUUAACCGUAAUAUAUUCUGUGUCAGGGCAAUAUGCAUGGAAGUCCCAUUAACGACCCGACCCUCAGGCUGUCAAGUGCCGAAUUACUUGAUAAAUAUCAUACCACCCGUUAUUUUUAAUAAUCAGCUACCCUUCGUCAUCGAUGUCAGUAUACCUAACAUCAAUUACGAAGUGAAGAUCGAACCCGGCGAGAAAAUCAACAUGCACUCUCUGAAUUGUAACAGUAAUAUGCAGUUUGUUUUUAAGAUACACAACUACUUGGGCACGUCGUGGAUGGGCACGGUUAAGCUGAAUAUGAAUCUGGAGCGGAAAUUUGUAUUAAUGUCUACAGACAACGAGUCAGACCUGACGAAACCCUUCUUGCUGUGCGUAGAACUGUGCAAGAUGCUCAGCUGGAAUAUCGUCAUACAAUCGCAGUAUUGGAUAAUAAAUAAGUCCGGUUUACCGCUGUUUAUUCAGGAAUGCCAUUCUCACAUAACGUACGAGAUACCGGAGGAAGAGCUGAUGAUGUUCUCCCAGAAGAGCAACAAAAAGAACACGGUGCGAUUAAGGGCACACCAAUCCGAAUGGUCGAUGCCGUUCGGUCUGGACGGGAUUACGUCGAUGUCGCUGAUCGUCUGUCGGGAUAUCGAGCGCGGACGGAAGUAUCAGAUCCUGACAGAGGUGGAGAGCUCCCGCUUGUCGCCAAUCUUCACCAAGAUCAUCACGUUUCUCCCGUACUUCCUCAUCUCCAACAAAACUAAGAGGGCCCUGAGGUUCAUGGAGGAGAACGAGGAGGCUGAUCUCUGGAAUGAUCUCUUGCCCGCUCAGGAGAUGUCCUUUUGGCCCGCCACCGAAUCCAUGAGGAUGAGAAUCAAGUGGAGGAACAGCCAAUUAGUCUCUCAGCACUUUGACAUCACGCAUGCCGGCAAGACCGUGCUCAGGAUGGACAACGGGUCGGCGCUGUGUGUGGAGAUCGAGGGUGGCGUCAACACUCCGUAUCGCAUUACGUUCCGGAAGUACAACGCCGGCGACAUACCCGUGAGAGUGGAUAAUCUCUGCGACAAGCUCUUCCUGAAGCUGAACCAAGUCAACUUGGGUCAGGUCGCCUUGCUUAAGCCGUUCCAGAGCUUGCUGUACACCUGGGACGAUCCUACACAGGCCAGGGAACUGAUCUGGAACGUUUACAACAACAAUGCGAUCGGCUACAGGGCAGAAUUCGAAACGGACGGCUGCGGGCACGAGAGGGUGUCGUUUAUAACCGUUGAACGGCGCAACAGCGCGUCAACGUAUUCCUCCGUCAAUUCCAAGUCUCUGUCAAACGCGAGGUCGUGGUCGGAGGACACGAGCGGUAGCACCGUUCAUCUUAGUGGCGCGGAAUCCGAGGCGAAAGCGCAAACGUUAGAGAACGUGCGACAAGAUGAGGCGGAGGUUUAUUGGGUGAGCUACAUGGAAGGCGAGCAACGCGUGCUGCUGUUCACGCAGCACGAAAGCGUCUUCCUGAAGGCGAAGAGCAUCAUCGAUCCCGAGUCCAGCAAGAGAGAGAUGUUCUUGUCGAUCGCAGCGAUUGGGAUCAGCAUUGUCGUGCAAGAGUCCAACGUCAGUCUUCCCAGCUCCAGACGGGAAUUACUGUACGCCAGUGUGAUCGACUCAGCGGCCCACUGGGAACUUUACUUCAGCAAACGGUGGAGGAGCCUGUCAUCGGAGUUGAGCGCUUGGCUGGAAAACAAAUACAUGAAUUCCGCGAAGGGAGCGCAGCUGGAGAAUUUCAUCGACGUCGACUUCACGAAGAUGCAGAUGACCAAACCGUUCUUCGGGAAGCUCCGAAGAACGUAUUCGCCGGGCAUUUGGCUUCAUUGCCGGGAAUCCACGACGCUUUGUUACGUGCAGGGACACGUUCACAGGAUACAGGUCGACAAUCAACUGAGCGAUGCUACCUUUCCAGUCGUUCUCUAUCCUAGCUUACAAAGGACCUUCGUGAGUUACGCCGGUGGCCGUAGAUUGAAGCACUGCUUGGAGUUUUCGUAUCUGAAGCAACGCAAACUGAAGAACACUAUCUAUAAAGGAGUGUGCGUGAUCGUCAGAGAGUUCAAUCUGAACCUGGAAGAGACGUUCCUCUGCUCCCUCAUCAAUCUUAUACCCAAGAUACCGGAGACCAAGCAUUCGAUCGCUGCCAAACUUAGAAGAGACGUUUCCAACAUGCGCGUGCCUUCGCUUCACAAGAUCAGUAAUAACGCCAACGGCAAACGGAAGGAUCUCAUAGAGCAGAUAUACAUUUCUCCGAUGAUGUUGCGCCUGAAGUUGCUGGCCAAUACGGAGGGAACCAACGCGCGCAAUUUUGGCAACGCAGCGGAUUACCACAAUAUCGUGCGAUUCGUCUUCGAGUACGCGGAAAAGGGCGCGUUCGAGAAAGACGCUGAAUUUAGAUUGCCUAGCUACCGAAGGAGUUUCGUUGUCGUCGACAAUAAGCAAUUCCUCUCGCAUCUCUCGCGCAAUUACGUGGCGCAGGUCAUGGAACAGUUUCACGUGAUGGUACGUUUAACGACUGUCUUGGGGAAUCAGUAUGGCUACAACUUCAAGUCGCCGGGCAACGGUUUCUACGAGCCGGAUUUGUUAUUGCUGUACGGCGACGAGACUGCGGAGAGAUUAGCGCACGACGUCGCGUGUGAACUAGGAUACGCUACGCCCGAUGGCAUGCAGGUCUUUAGCAGCCACGACACUCCCGCGACACGUCAUUCCAAGUCCUUGUUUCAGGUGAAAGACGCGAAUUACCAGAACCCGGACGUACCACCGUUGGCGUUUCCAGUCGAUCACUCGUUCCCCGCUGAGAUCGACCUGGAGGUCUCCGGCUUGUACACCGCAUCGACGAACAGCAUUCACCGGGAAGAGUUGAGGUAUUUCUUCAAAACACUGGGCAAGAAAACGUCCAUGUUUUUCAAGGCGGAGAAUUCUUGCUUAAAGACCCACUCGAAAGUAGUAGCAGAUAUAAUAAAAAGGGCGCAAGAAACGGGACAUGGCUUCGUAUCCCGAGUGCGACUACCACGGUACAUCAAUCCGCACUUCGGCGUAGAACUGUUCUCGACGCACAAGGCCAAAGGGGCGUACUUGCUGAACGCUAUCAGCAAGGGCCAUUGCGCUCAGAACGAUUUUUACUGGGGUCACGCCGCGCUUCACAACGACGGAAAGUACAUCACCCUCGUGUCUUUGCAGCGAAUACACUAUAUCGAGAAGGGGAAUGCCUGGGGAUCGUGGAAUGUGAAGUGGACCUUGGAAACCAAUCAAUUGCUGUCACCGCCAACUGUCGCUAAGAACAAGCUUAUUUUGCACGUAACACAGAACGAAGAGGAGGCGUCGUCGUCUAUGGUGGACUGGUACGUGGAGUGCGAGGCCGCAGCUAUCUUGGAGUGGCUCUGUCGCAAAAUAAACAGCGCGAUGAUUCUGAACAUGGAGAGCAGCAUUUGUUCCAAAUGAAAAUCCUCCCUGGUGAAGCGCGACGACGCUACGACGAGAAAAUGAUAAAAAGAGACGUAAGAGAGAAAGAGAGAGCGAGGAUGAUAGAGAUUAAAUGUGUAUUUACAGUAUUUAGUUCGGCAUAAUAAAAGUCUACGGUGAAUGCAAAAAAGAAA
This is a messenger RNA of Dinoponera quadriceps, 10707 nucleotides long. RefSeq names its product vacuolar protein sorting-associated protein 13A-like. The transcript has 51 exons. NCBI's taxonomy places the organism in Eukaryota, Metazoa, Arthropoda, Insecta, Hymenoptera, Formicidae. Gene Ontology annotation, cellular component: extrinsic component of membrane. The record is from RefSeq and is a predicted model, not a curated record. Gene Ontology annotation, biological process: protein targeting to vacuole; protein retention in Golgi apparatus. The coding region runs from base 293 to 10552 and encodes 3419 amino acids.